AUGCCGCCGCCGCUCCCGCUGCUGCUCCUACUGCUGCCGUCGCUGGCCCCGAGCUUCGGGCUCCGCGGCGCGGGGGGACGACACCCCGAGUGCGUCCCCUGCCAGCCGGAGCGCUGCCCGGUGCCCGCGCCCUGCCCCGCGCCCUGGAUCGCCGCGCGCGACGAGUGCGGCUGCUGCACGCGCUGCUUGGGCGCAGAGGGUGCGAGCUGCGGGGGACAGGAGGGCGUGCGCUGCGGCCCAGGCCUGGUGUGCGCGAGACUUUGCGUGUGCGCGCAGCGCGGCGCGGUCUGCGGCUCCGACGGCCGCUCCUACCCCAGCGUCUGCGCGCUGCGUCUGCGCGCCCGGCUCGCGCCCCGCGCACACCCCGGCCACCUGCACAAGGCUCGUGAUGGGCCCUGCGAGUUCGCUCCUGUGGUUGUCGUGCCACCUCGGGAUAUUCACAAUGUCACUGGGGCGCAGGUGUACCUGUCCUGUGAGGUGAGGGCUGUGCCCACCCCAGUCAUCACGUGGAGGAAGGUCACACACUCUUCUGAGGGCACCCAGGUGUCAGAGGAGUUGCCUGGAGACCAUGUCAAUAUAGCCAUCCAGGUGCGCGGGGGCCCUUCUGACCACGAGGCCACUACCUGGAUUUUGAUCAAUCCCCUGAGAAAGGAAGAUGAGGGAGUGUACCAUUGUCAUGCAGCCAAUGUCAUUGGAGAGGCCCAGUCCCACAGCACAGUGACAGUCCUUGAUCUGAACAGAUACAAAAGCCCCCGCUCCCCAGCUCCAGCUGGCCUCCUGUGAUGAGCACGGACACAUUGGUCACAAAAUGAAGGAAAAAUGAAGGAAUUUUGCUUUAUGAAGACUUGGAGAAACUGUGUUUGUAGAAGAUUCCCUUUUGUAUGUUUUUUUAAGAAUGGAAUGCAAACUAGAUUUGCACAGAGAAGUAGUUUUUAGCAGCGCAAACCUUGAAGACAGACAUGCAUGUAACUUUUUUGUACUUUUGGAAUGAAUCGUUCUAUAACAAUUUUUUUUUUAACUGUUCCCUCCCAGGGAAGGUCUCAUACUGUAUGUUUAUAAUUCUAAAGGGCUCAAAACAAGGCAUGUGCUGACCAGCUCUUGACUUCAUGUGUCUGUGAUUGAUUAGUGAGUAUUGUGACUUUGUGUGAGUUAUAGAAGGAGGAAAGAGGGUCCCUGUUUUCAUCUCCUGAGUGACUGAUACAGGUGCCCUUCCCCGUCUUUGGGCCUUGGUUUACACCUGCGAUGGUAGCAUUUGGACUAGAUAUUACUGGUGUCCCCUGUAGUCCUGUCCUCCGAGUGAGAAGGCCCUAGAGAAGUGUGACCCUGGUAUUCUUUUAAAGUCAUUACUGUAUGGCAGUUGUGGACAGCUGGGGUGGUUCUUCUGCUCCUGUUUUUCCCGUUUUAAGGAGAUUUAGUUCUGGAUGGGUCACUUUGACUCCGGGGCCCCUUGACUGGACUUUUGGGGGCCAACCUGUGCACUUGUUAGCCCAGUGUCCUCUCAGCAGGUGGGCACUGGAGAUCUUACUCCUGAACAUCACAUUGGAGAGAACAGAGCAGGUGUCAUCUGAUGGCUGUGGAAUUGUACUGUAGUGGUACAUGUGACCUUGCCCAAGCAGAAGCUUUUUUCCCUCCUUAUGAGGAAAAGGAGAAUAUUGACUCUCUGCUCUGAAAAGCAGAACUCCAGGUGAUCAUAGCUUCCCAACAUCAGAACUGUAAUUCCCUCACUGUGAACAAGCCUUGGAGUUCAUCUGCCCUUGAGGGUAGGCAGGGCAGCAAUUUCUGCCCUCUCCAACCCCUAACAUGAAGAAGUCAGGUCUGGGCUCAAGGAACAGACUCCCUGCCACGUCUGAAGGCCUCCGAGCAGGACAGAACUCGGCCACCUCCCUGGCUUACUUUCCCCAGGAUGCUGCUGCUUGGGUGACCUUGAGCCAGGGAGAGCAUUGCUGCCCAGGCUCCCAGGCUCUUGCCAAGCCUCAUCUCAGUCUCUGGCCACUCUCUUGCCUCUCACAUUGGUUAUCAUGCUUUGAAGUCCUUGUCAGAACUGAAUUUUCUGCCUUUAAUCUUGGCCAAUCCACACCUGAGAGGCUGGCCCUGGUAUAUUACACAGCAGAGAGAGUUCAACCUGGGAGUCUGAAAACGUGGCAUCCAGUUUCGUGUCCACGGCUGGCUUGCUGAGGUAGCCCUAGGCAAGUCCCUUUCACCUUGUGGGAUACCAUGUUCUCAUGGGAAUAGAAAGUGAAUGAACCUAGAGGAGAAGUCUCAAACCUUAAAACCCUUCUCUGAAUAAAAUCAGAAAUGAAAUUGGAAGCUUCUUUCUGCUGUCGGGUUGGGACUGCCAGGGGACCUGCUCAUAUCCACACCUGACUUGACCCUUCCCGUCCAUCUCAUCUCCCCUUAUCAUGAUUAUCAUGAUUAUUUCUAUGCCUGUGAGUCUGCUGUUAACUCCCUGUGAAUCGAGUGGGUAGGAGGUGACUUGCUCAGAUGCUUGGUGAAGGAGUGAAGAUAAGUGACUGUGGAGAACAUCAUGGAAGGCCGGCACAGAGUCCUUGGUCACCUCGGAUCUGCAUGGAUUGCAGACCUAGAGCCGAAGGUGACUGGAGCCCUCUGUGGAAGUGCUGUCAUGACUGUGUGGAACUAGCUUUUGCAACAUGCUUAACAGUGACAUAAACAUUCAUGCCAUGUUGUCUGAAAUUUUCACCAGUAUCAAAGAGUGGAUCAACAGGAUUGUUCAUCCUCGUGGUUUUUCACUCUGGAAUCCUGAGGGCCCAUUCCAAGACUAAGAACAGGUGCAGGCGGCUGCCACCACUCAGGAGCAUGAUAACCCUCCUACCAACCAACCCUGUUUUUAGAUACUGUA
Nannospalax galili (Upper Galilee mountains blind mole rat) is the source of this 2857-nucleotide messenger RNA. RefSeq names its product insulin like growth factor binding protein like 1 (gene Igfbpl1). Gene Ontology annotation, molecular function: insulin-like growth factor binding. Gene Ontology annotation, biological process: regulation of signal transduction; regulation of cell growth. Gene Ontology annotation, cellular component: extracellular region. The record is from RefSeq and is a predicted model, not a curated record. NCBI's taxonomy places the organism in Eukaryota, Metazoa, Chordata, Mammalia, Rodentia, Spalacidae.